Messenger RNA from Scophthalmus maximus (turbot), 967 nucleotides. It is a transcript of the gene tusc2a, whose product is annotated as tumor suppressor 2, mitochondrial calcium regulator a. Gene Ontology annotation, biological process: inflammatory response; regulation of mitochondrial membrane potential. The coding region runs from base 1 to 336 and encodes 111 amino acids. NCBI's taxonomy places the organism in Eukaryota, Metazoa, Chordata, Actinopteri, Pleuronectiformes, Scophthalmidae. The record is from RefSeq and is a predicted model, not a curated record. The transcript is spliced from 3 exons. Gene Ontology annotation, cellular component: mitochondrion.
AUGGGCGGAAGUGGAUCCAAAGCCAAAGGUGUCUGGCCUUUCUCAGGCAGCGUAGCUGGAGGCGAUUCAGCCGGCGAUGGGAACGAGCAGUCUUUGGCCCGUCUUAAAGGUUCCAGAAAUGCAACGCCGUUUGUUUUUACCAGGAGGAGCUCUUUAUACUACGAUGAGGACGGUGACCUUGCCCACGAGUUUUACGAAGAGGCAGUGGUGACCAAAAAUGGCCGGAAGAAGUCCAAGUUGAAGAGGAUCCAGAAGAAUUUAAUUCCACAGGGAAUUAUAAAGCUCGACCACCCCUGUAUUCACGUAGAUUUCCCCAUCAUCCUCUGUGAGGUGUGACGCAUUGCACAGGACUGAUCUGCUAUGAGGUGCAGCCGCGGGUUCUCAUCUCGGAGCAAGGUGUAUUUCCAGUCAUGGUCGAGGCUGGAACUUCCGUCACGCUGAAUUGAUAUAUUGAAUGAAAUGUUAUACAUUUUAAUUCACUUAUAGUCAAGAGUGCCCUGUCCACAAAAAUCCAUAUUUUGAUAUUCGACAACAGUAGAGAUGCCACAGGUUGUGUUUCCACCACCCAGCGGAUAUGUAAGCAGUCUUAGAGAAUACAUCAAACUGAGUUGUAAUUCUCUUGAGUUUUUUUUUUUGGCUGGGAAAAACAUCCUUGAUGUGAAAAGGCUUUAACAGUGUAUUGCCUUCUGUGAGACGUAGAGCGUUAGACUCUGUACGUGUCUUUGUAUGUGUACAUGUGUGCACUUAGGUUUGUUUGUGUGAAUGUGUGUUAAGACGGAUGUGAUUACAGGGUAGGGAGAUGAAGGAUUGUGAGGUUUAUUGUAUAUAUGGACAUGUUCUGUAUUGUCAUGUCUGAGUGUAUCUCAGUUACCGGAGCUCAGACCUGCACUAGUGAACAAUAAUGUACUGUAAAUAAUUUCAGAUUUCUUAGUUGGAAAUACUUGAAUAAAUGGUUUACUGAGCUGAA